AACACUGCUGAUGGUAUAAAUGACUGCUGUUGGGUCAACUGCAUCUGGCCUGGAAGAAUGAUAAAUGCCUGGGAGGAAGCCACACUGCGGGACUUCCGUGAUUGUGGUGACACCUAUAAUUGGACAUGUCCCUUGACACACGAAAAGUGUAUCUAUUGAGUUACAACAGAUCUUAGUCUCUUUGAGCAUAAGGCUUUUAAGCCAAGGUCAUGCAAGACAAGAUAAUCUGCCUUCCGAAAAGAGUUCAACCUUCUCAGAAUCACUCUUCCGUUUCAAAUGUCUCUCAAGCAGUUGCCAGCACCACCCCGCUGCCUCCCCCUAAACCAUCUCCUACCAACCCCGCCACCGUGGAAAUGAAAGGACUAAAGACAGAUUUGGAUCUUCAGCAGUACAGUUUCAUAAACCAGAUGUGUUAUGAGCGAGCCCUCCACUGGUAUGCCAAGUAUUUCCCUUACCUUGUCCUCAUCCAUACCCUGGUCUUCAUGCUCUGCAGCAACUUUUGGUUCAAAUUCCCUGGCUCCAGCUCCAAAAUAGAACAUUUCAUCUCCAUCCUGGGCAAGUGUUUUGACUCUCCAUGGACCACCCGGGCUUUAUCAGAAGUGUCUGGGGAGGACUCAGAAGAGAAGGACAACAGGAAGAACAACAUGAGCAGGUCCAACACCAUCCAGUCUGGCCCAGAAGGCAGCCUGGUCAACUCUCAGUCCCUAAAGUCAAUUCCCGAGAAGUUCGUGGUUGACAAAUCCACUGCAGGAGCUCUGGAUAAGAAGGAAGGGGAGCAAGCAAAGGCCUUGUUUGAGAAGGUAAAGAAGUUCAGGCUGCACGUAGAAGAAGGCGAUAUACUGUACGCUAUGUAUGUUCGCCAGACUGUCCUUAAGGUCAUAAAAUUCCUCAUCAUCAUUGCCUAUAAUAGCGCCCUGGUCUCCAAGGUUCAGUUUACGGUGGACUGUAAUGUCGACAUUCAGGACAUGACUGGAUAUAAGAACUUUUCUUGUAACCACACCAUGGCACACUUGUUCUCCAAACUGUCCUUCUGCUACCUGUGUUUCGUAAGUAUCUACGGAUUGACGUGCCUUUAUACCUUAUAUUGGCUGUUCUACCGUUCUCUACGGGAAUACUCUUUCGAGUAUGUCCGGCAGGAGACUGGAAUUGAUGAUAUUCCAGACGUGAAAAAUGACUUUGCUUUUAUGCUUCAUAUGAUAGAUCAGUACGACCCACUGUAUUCCAAGAGAUUUGCGGUGUUCCUGUCGGAAGUGAGCGAGAACAAAUUAAAACAGCUGAACUUAAAUAACGAGUGGACUCCCGACAAACUGAGGCAGAAGCUACAGACGAACGCCCACAACCGGCUGGAACUGCCUCUGAUCAUGCUCUCUGGCCUUCCAGACACAGUUUUUGAGAUCACGGAGUUGCAGUCUCUCAAGCUUGAAAUCAUCAAGAACGUGAUGAUACCCGCCACCAUCGCGCAGCUGGACAAUCUCCAGGAGCUCUCGCUGCACCAGUGCUCUGUCAAGAUCCACAGCGCAGCCCUCUCUUUCCUGAAGGAAAACCUCAAGGUCUUGAGCGUCAAGUUUGAUGAUAUGAGGGAGCUGCCCCCCUGGAUGUAUGGGCUCCGGAAUCUGGAAGAGCUCUAUCUGGUUGGCUCUCUAAGUCAUGAUAUUUCCAGAAAUGUCACUCUUGAGUCUCUGCGGGAUCUCAAAAGCCUUAAAAUCCUCUCAAUCAAAAGCAACGUUUCCAAAAUCCCCCAGGCAGUGGUGGACGUUUCCAGCCACCUCCAGAAGAUGUGCAUACAUAACGACGGCACCAAGCUGGUGAUGCUCAACAACUUAAAGAAGAUGACCAAUCUGACAGAGCUGGAGCUGGUCCACUGCGACCUGGAACGCAUUCCCCACGCCGUGUUCAGCCUGCUGAGCCUCCAGGAACUGGACCUCAAAGAGAAUAACCUGAAAUCUAUAGAAGAAAUCGUUAGCUUCCAGCACUUGAGGAAGUUGACAGUGCUAAAACUGUGGCACAACAGCAUCACCUACAUCCCAGAGCAUAUAAAGAAACUCACCAGCCUGGAGCGCCUGGCCUUCAGCCACAACAAAAUAGAGGUGCUGCCCUCCCAUCUCUUCCUAUGCAACAAAAUCCGAUACUUGGACUUGUCCUACAAUGACAUUCGGUUCAUCCCACCGGAGGUCGGAGUCCUACAGAGUUUACAGUAUUUUUCCAUCACGUGUAACAAAGUGGAGAGCCUUCCAGAUGAACUCUAUUUCUGCAAGAAACUUAAAACCCUGAAGAUUGGGAAAAACAGCCUAUCGGUACUCUCACCGAAAAUUGGAAACUUAUUAUUUCUUUCCUAUUUAGACGUGAAGGGCAAUCACUUUGAAAUCCUCCCUCCCGAACUGGGCGACUGCCGGGCCCUGAAGCGAGCCGGGCUCGUGGUGGAGGAUGCUCUGUUUGAAACUCUGCCUUCCGACGUCCGGGAGCAAAUGAAAGCAGAAUAACUGAUUUUUUGCUUUAAAGCUUGACCGAAACGCGCUUCUACCAAAUACAGUAUAAAUAACUAGGUAGUCUUGAUGCCUUUCCUAUUUUAUUUUAUUUUUUUCCUCUUUCACACAAAAGAAAAUGUACACAAGAUUAAGGAGUGUGUAUUUUUUAAUAAAAAUUUAAUUGUAUUUUUUCAACAUUAAUAUUUUAAAGUUUUAUUUGUCCUGGAACCUGAUGUAUCUAUUAUUGUUUUCUACUGACAGAAACAGAUGGUUCCAUCUGUUUGUUUGUUUUUUGUCAUUUCACUCUUAUGGAAGGGAGGGAAUCUUGAGUUGCAUGCUUUUUGGUAUUUUUGAAAGAGAUAUUUUGCCAAUGCCAUUUUUAGCUUGUUUACACCUGUACAGGGUCCUUACUUUUGUUUUCAUCAUGUAUGCGCCAAGGAGUCUGUGCUAGUUCUUGUAAUACCAGCUGCCUUCUGCAUUGGCCAAGUCCUUCAUCCUACAGAACACUCCUCUCUGGAGUGUAAAUUCACAUAAGUGCAUUGUCACAGACUGUUGUUUUUAAAAUUACUCUUCAUCUCCAACAGAACCCUGAAUUGUGUUAUUUCAUAUACCUGACAGUCAAUGUGAUAUUGUUAGGCUAGGAUUUCAUAAGUGGGUGAAAACAAUGAUCUUCCAUGGCUGACUGAUCUGAAUUGGUCAUUUAUAAUCUAACUUGCAUUUCCACCAACAUUUCAAAGAUAUCAUUUUAAAAACAAAAUACAGAGGCUCCCCUCCCCCCACCUUUAAUAUUGCUAUGUAGUACUGGUGAACAACCUUAGAGAAGCUAGAUUUAUUUUAAUUAAAAUAGGUAAUUAAAUUAAAAAUCAGAAUCAGAAGCCUGGUUUUUAAGUAAUUUAAUUAUCUUUGAUAUCUUGAUAUGUGGGUACAUCAGAGAGAAAGAAAAUUCACUGCUUAAGCGCUCUCUGAAAGAGCUGGUGUGCUGUACUCAAGUGCACUGGGUGCUCCGGCCAGGGUGGGGUGGCCAUCUAUUCAGAUUUUCCCUGUUAUGCAGAAUAAUCCACAUCUAUGAAAUGGAUCUUCCAAAAUCCUGCCCUUGCUACGGAUGCUAGUGAUGUGAGCACAGGACAUCUGCUUUUUGGCUUAAAAUAAGCAUCUCAUCUAAAAUGGUUCUGUGACUUUUUUCAAAAGGGGUGAAUAAAUUGCUAAGUGGAUGCCACUUAGAAAUCAUUUUUGUCUGAUGGUCAGCAGAGCUUUUAUUUAUCUUCGUAUUUAAGCCAACGUAGUAUAUGCAUCUUGGGCAAAAUCUGCUACUGAUUCUUAAGCUGUGUAGAACAGGAAAAUGAAAACACUAUUUGUGCCCUCAACCCGUGACCAGUAUUACGGAUCAUAGGAAUAUUGUUUUAUGUGAUAAAUUCACACUGACUGUUUUCGGAACUCUAGUCUGAUCUCAGAGAGUUUUGUGACUUAACAAUGAAAGAAAAUAGAAAGAUGAUUUGGGGUUUCAAAAUACUGCUUUUAAAUUUUGCUCCUUGAUCCUGGUGAUUUUGCGCAGUGCUGCUUGGAGUCAUAGACAGAGUCAUAUACAGAACUACUCAGCAGAUACAUGUACCUCAGUCACGUUUGAAAUGCUAUGAGAUGUCGUGGAGUGAAGGAUUUGGGAAAGAGAUGCUUUCAUUUGUUUAGUAAUGAAAUCAUGUAAUCCAGAUUGCUUUAUUGUUUCUGCUCUAUGUCAAAGUGUUGGAACAGUGAUUUUGUAUAACUUAUUUCCCACCUAGAAUUGAAAUGAUAUGUUUAAGGUAGUCACAUGGCUAUGUUUCUUAUAGGAGACAAUAUUCAAUUCCAGAAUAUGGUUAGGAUCUUGAUUAUGAAUAAUGGGUUGUAUUUAGAAACACAGCCCUCUUUGUUUUAAACAAAGAAACAAAAGACUUGGAAGAUUCUCCAUGGCUGAUCAUGACAGAAAUACCCUGUUGAAAGGUAAGCUUAAAUAACUACUGUUACAACACUGGGUGCACUAUUUUUCUGGAUAAAAUUUAUAGUUAUUUUCUAUAUCACCCUUUGAAAGGGAUCUAUUCAGGUUAAAAAUCAUAUUUAUGCUGAAGUCUUUAUCUGGUAUUAAUUCAUGUCACAGGGGUUCAUAACCAAAGUGACUAGUAGUUUUAUCACUUGUAAAAUUUGUUCACAAUUCCAAAAGACUCUGAUUUGUUUUCUUAAUGAUUUCACAGGCUGACCCCUAACCUAAAUUCUAAAUAACAUCCAGUAAAUCAGUAUUGUUCUAUGACUUUAUGUUUUAACUAAUAAGGAAAACUCAUAGAUGUUUCUAUUAGAUUUUAUAAAAAUUCAAAAGUCUCCAAUUCCAUCUUGAGUCUCAAUUUUCUGACUCUGGCCCUUUUCAAUAUUACAAGUUUUUGUUCACAUUUAUAAGCAAAAAGUAUUCAAUUACAUUUAGCCUUUAAAUGGGAAACUCAGGUAAAUGAACUGCUGACUUUUCUAAAGUCCUUUAAUGGAUCAACUCAGUGUAAAAGGGGUAUUUACCUAUUCCCUUUCUGUAUUUUACAAGUGCUCUUGCUAAAAAGGAACAACUAGCUCUAUUUCUCCAAUCUCUGUAGGAUUCAUGAGAAGCUGCUUAUGUAAAUAUAAAAGCACCACAUGUACUCAUAUCUCCUAUGGCUGCUUGAGGCCCAUGAUGGGUAUGCUUUUGGGUCAGUUUUAAUGGUUAAGUAUAGAACAGGUCUCCAGUGAUGGUCUGGUUGAAGCAGAGCAUAUAAUUAUACCCCAGUGGAACUCACCUAAGACCACACCUCAGAAAACUAAUUAUGUAUGAGGUUUUUGCUUUGUUUUGUUUUUAACACAACACUUUAAUAUAUGUGUUCUUGAUACAGUGAGACAACUGUAAAUUUUUCUUGUCGUUCACCCACCUUUUCCCUGCCAUUACAUUUCCCAUGUAGCUACUGCAAAGACUUCCAGCAAUUUACAUGGCAUCCUGUUCAGCAGCACUGUAUUUUCAGAAAGGCCUGGAAAAUAUGCCUGCAAUGAGUAUUUUGUUCAUUCAGAGGUGCCUCUUUAUCUGCCUCUCAAGCUGUCUUCUUAGAGAGGAUCUUAAACAACCUGGAAUCUUUCUCGGGUUACUUGGGGUGAGGAAAGUCCAAGUUCUUGCAAUAUGCUGUCUUAUGAUUUCUGAGACAAAGAAAGAGAAGACAGAUUCUUUGUGUCUCUUCUUACCAUUUCCCCCAAGAGGAGUUUUGCUAUUGUUUGUUUUUCUAGUUCUAUUGUUUUUAAAAAGUCCAUUUUUAAGUAGUUUAUUCGACUCUCUAAUUUCUUACCAAAUCCCUGAUUAAGAGUCAUGCUAUAUUUACUUAAACAGUGAACACUCAUGAUCCAUCUUUAUGAAUGAAAAUGGUCAGCAGUACUUAGCAGUGAAUGGAUAAGAUAAAUUUUAAUAUAAUUUCCACUUGUGUUCUCCCAUUAAUUCUGAAUGUGAUAAUGCUAGCCAAGCAGUUCACAUUUUUGGUAGGGUCUCAAGAACUCACAGUAGGUUCCUGUAGUGACCCUAAGUUAGUAAGACAAGUGAACAAAACAGCCCAGUUACGAGUGAGGGAAAUGCUACCAUUGAUUUAUCAGAUUUAGUGCUCGCUUUGGCAGCACAUGUACUAAAAUUGAUUUAUCAGAUUUAGGCCUCAGCGACAUGCUUCUAGGACAAUUUCAUACCAGCCUUUCAAACUAGGUGUCCACUCUUACUGCCUCUUCCCAGAGCCAUGUACUGACACAGGUAAUAUCCUUAAGUUCAUUCUGGGGAGAGGGAAGAGUGUCCUCUGGCCCAGGGAUUUUUUUUUUUUUUUUUAAUCAGAAGACCCUGAAAAGGGGUACUUUGAACAACUUAACCUGUUGGCCAUGUUAAGUAAUGGUUCCUAUGCAUGGUUUUAAACGUAGGUACAGAUUUGCUCUCUGCUGAAUACUGUUUCCUCCCCGACCUGACUGCCUCUCCAAUGAGUAUUUUUACUGGAGUUGAAACUCAAUGCCUUAUGUGCUCACUUAGUUGUUUCUUUUUCUGCUACUUAUUUUCUCUCACUGUCUGUCCAGAUUGUGUCAAAUGCUGGUAAAACCUCUAAGACUGUCAAGAAAAUGCUUGAGAGUCGAUUCAUCAAAGCGCAAAUUCCUGACAAAAUGUCUUCAUGUUAUUUGGCUAUGUAGCACAUAGGAACAGAAAAUAACGGAAAUAAAGUCAUUUUUGUAAUUCAAAA
Molecule: messenger RNA, 6703 nt
Organism: Canis lupus familiaris (dog)
Lineage: Eukaryota; Metazoa; Chordata; Mammalia; Carnivora; Canidae
Gene: LRRC8C
Product: leucine rich repeat containing 8 VRAC subunit C
Exons: 2
Coding region: 210-2480 (756 amino acids)
Molecular function (GO): protein binding
Source: RefSeq, a predicted model, not a curated record